UAUCUGUGCAACUGUCAGUAGACAGACCGCUGGCGAGUCCGACAGCCGCAAACCCAGUCUCAUAAUUUAGUUUUUUUAUCCGAAAAAUAGAGCAACAUUUAACAUUAAUUUUCGACAGCUCACGAGAGUGAGUCGUCCUCCUGGAGUUUGUUUAAAUUGACGCAUAACUGCGAAGGCAAAAAAGGUUUAUUAGAGAUGUCUUAUGGUGAGGCCGUGAUGGUGGAGCAGUGAGGAGAAGAUCCAGAAGAAAAACUUGAAAUAUAAAAAAAAGUGUUUAAGUACUUCAACUCGAAGACCAAACCAAUGUUGGCACCGGAACAGGAGCAACUGAAUCCCUCAAAACCCAUCAAAUACGGAGAGCUCAUCAUCUUCGGUUACAAUGGCUCACUAUCAAACGGAGACCGGGGCAGAAGGAGAAGUCGUUUCGCUCUCUAUAAGAGACCCAAAGCUAACGGAGUCAAACCCAGCACUGUCCACACCGCAUGCAGUCCGCAGGCUGCCAAGGCCAUUAGUAACAAAGACCAGCACAGUGUGUCAUACACCCUAUCCAGGGCGCAGACUGUAGUCGUGGAGUACACACACGACAACACCACAGACAUGUUUCAGAUCGGUCGGUCCACUGAAAGCCCCAUAGAUUUCGUGGUGAUGGACACCGUGCCUGGUUGUCAUGGCAACAGCGACACGCUGUCGUCCCAGAGCACCAUUUCGCGGUUCGCCUGUCGGAUCGUGUGCCAGAGAGCGCCGCCCUACGCCGCACGCAUCUACGCUGCCGGCUUCGACUCGACCAAGAGCAUCUUCCUUGGGGAGAAAGCGGCGAAAUGGUGGUGUGCGGACAGCCAGAUGGACGGACUGACCACGAACGGUGUAUUAGUGAUGCGUCCACAACACGGCUUCACCUGCGAGUCCAAACCGGGCACCUGGAGAGAGAUCUCCGUCUGUGGAAACGUCUUCACGCUCAGGGAGACGCGGUCGGCACAGAAACCGGGCAAAUUGGUUGAAAAUGAAUGCCAGGAGCUAGUCGACGGCUCUUUAAUCGAUCUGUGUGGCGCGACCCUUCUGUGGCGGUCAGCGGAAGGCCUCUCUCGCACACCCACCGUCAAACACCUGGAGGCGCUUCGCAGGGAGCUGAACGCCGCUCGACCGCAGUGUCCUGUGGGCCUUCACACUCUGGCCUUCCCCAGCUUAGAUCGCUCCAUCAGGGGUUCGCCCCACGAGGACCAGCCCUGGGCGUAUCUUCACUGCGGACACGUGCACGGUUACCACGCUUGGAGGGGCCGCCGCAGGGUCACGAAGGAGGGCUCGACCGAAGAAGAGGACGAUGAGUCUGAAACAAAAGAGGCAAUGGAGCCGGAAGUAUUGAGGGAGGGGGACAGAGAGUGUCCGCUGUGCCGCACGCGGGGUUUGUACGUUCCGUUGAAGCUAGGCUGCGAGUCGGGCUUCUACCUGGACGCGGAUCCUCCAACACACGCUUUCAUUCCGUGCGGUCACGUGUGCUCGGAACAAACGGCCGCGUUUUGGAGUAAACUGCCAAUACCGCAUGGAGCACACGGCCUUUACCCAGCAUGCCCGUUCUGCAUGAAAGCCGUCGCUCGGGACAGAAAGUAUGUACGACUUAUUUUUCAGGGACCGUCGGACUAAUUGUGUGUGUGCGUGUUCAAGACUCCACUGGACUUCUUCAGGCCGCUAAACUGCCAGCCCACGUAUUUAGCCCACAUCACUGUUUUUUCCCACAAGCCAUCUGUUCUCUGCACUGCCAACUGCCUUGUGCUCUCCGAUUGGACGAAGCGAAACAUUCGCUGUACAUUUAGUAGUCGACUGUUAGUGUAUGAGGUUAAGCUUUGAAAAAUAAAAAAUAAUACAUGGUAUACAAUCAUUUGUAUUUCAUUUCUUGAUUCGUCAGGCAUCCGAAGAUUAUGCACUUAAAUGCACUUGUUGUUCCGAUUUAUUGCUUUGGGUUUCAUUUUGUGUGCUGCAAUUUUCUCAAAAUACCAAAUAUUUUCAGCAUUAAUGAUAUGAGGAUUUCAGCCUGCAGAAUAUGAUAUUAUAUUAUUAAUAUAUAUUAUAUGGGUUUAAUUGUAUUGUGGUUUCAUUUUCUCAGAUGUUUUUGUA
Molecule: messenger RNA, 2109 nt
Organism: Triplophysa rosa
Lineage: Eukaryota; Metazoa; Chordata; Actinopteri; Cypriniformes; Nemacheilidae
Gene: peli1a
Product: pellino E3 ubiquitin protein ligase 1a
Exons: 7
Coding region: 304-1638 (444 amino acids)
Biological process (GO): regulation of Toll signaling pathway; protein K48-linked ubiquitination
Molecular function (GO): ubiquitin protein ligase activity; protein binding
Source: RefSeq, a predicted model, not a curated record